Erythranthe guttata (spotted monkey flower) is the source of this 1735-nucleotide messenger RNA. Its product is annotated as Pathogenesis-related thaumatin superfamily protein. The record is from RefSeq and is a predicted model, not a curated record. NCBI's taxonomy places the organism in Eukaryota, Viridiplantae, Streptophyta, Magnoliopsida, Lamiales, Phrymaceae.
AAACUAAUUUUAAAUAAACCAGAAAAAAAAAUGUAACUUGAGUGAUCCCAAGACUACUUAUUAAUCAAUUGUUUUUAAUUUUCAACUCCAAUUAUUGAAAAUCAUAAAUCCAAUUGUAAAUUUGCUUUUUCAACCGCCUUUUACUAAAGAAUAUAAUGCACAAGCAUUACAGUACUCCUUUUAUUUCUCUUAUCUGCACUGCCUAUAAAUAUCUCCAUCACCACCCUCUCUACCAGAAACCGUCUUCUCUCACUUUCUCUCUCUUCAUUUCCUUGAAGCUAAGGUUUUCAACUUUCACCAUUUUCGUGACCGUUAAUUUUACACACACAAACACACAACACAAUGGGAAAAUUCUGCUGCUUACAUAUUUUGCUCGUUCUCUGUAGUUCAUUCAUAGCAGGAGUUUAUUCAACGGCGACGUUUACGUUUGUGAACAAGUGCGAGUUCACGGUGUGGCCGGGCAUUUUGUCGAACGCCGGAAUCACGCCGCUUCCGACGACCGGUUUCGUUUUACAGACCGGCGAGGCCAAAACCGUCGUUGCGCCGUCGUCGUGGGGAGGCCGGUUCUGGGGGAGGACACACUGCACCGAAGAUUCCGCCGGGAAAUUCUCCUGCGUCACAGGUGAUUGCGGCUCCGGGAAGCUGGAAUGCGCCGGCGGCGGAGCCAAGCCGCCAGCUACGCUCGCGGAGUUCACACUCGACGGCGACGCCGGGAAGGAUUUCUACGACGUCAGCCUCGUCGACGGUUACAAUCUGCCGAUGCUGGUGGUUCCCCAGGGCGGCUCCGGCCUGAACUGCUCGAACACGGGGUGCGUGGGAGAUCUGAACGGCGCGUGUCCGUCGGAGCUGCGCGUGACGAGCGACGGCGGCGAGGGCGUCGCGUGCAAGAGCGCGUGCGAGGCGUUCGGGAAGGAGCAGUACUGCUGCAGCGGAGCGUUUGGCACACCCGAUGUCUGCAAACCGUCGGAGUACUCGCAGAUGUUCAAAACCGCGUGCCCACACGCGUACAGCUACGCGUACGAUGACAGGACCAGCACCUUCACAUGUGUAGGCGCCGACUACACCAUAACGUUCUGCCCUUCCCCAAACACGAGUCAAAAAUCAUCAUCUGGUUCUUCCGGCGCGCAAAAUCCGGGAUCGGAAAGCAACGGCAAAUCACCGCUCGACGGCAACAUGGUGUACGAAGGUGCGCUGGAGGUGAGCGGUGCACCACGGUCGUCCACGUGCAGCCACGUGUUGGGCGGAGGGAUCGCAGUCGUGGCGGCAAUAUGGUGGUUGUGUCAGCUCUUCUAACCUGUAGCUGGGAGUUUCGUUUUCCAACUUUCAGAGAGCGCGUGUGGCCCCCCCACCAGUGUUGUCGGGUGUUUGGGUGGUUACAUCACGUGUGGACCCCCCACUAAACCGCCUCUAAAACGGGCCUUGUGGUAUGGGCCCCGUUGAUAUGGCCCAUUUGACGAGGCAGCGAGUCACCCAACAAUGAUGGCACAACUCACUGAAUCAACGAAAUGAAAACAUAAAUCAAAAAUAAUAAAAAAUUAGUUUAGAUUUGUAGUAGGAAUUAGAGCAAAACACACCGCCAGGGCAAUUAUUAGUCAUAUGGGGCGGUGCCGGAUUUUUAUUUUUAUUUUUUUAGAAGUUAUUAUUAUUGAUUUUUAUUCUAUUGAGAUUCAAUUUAUAGGUUAGGGAAAUAGUUUGUACUAUGAUGAAAUGUUUGUUUAAUCACAAGUUUCUUUUU